Molecule: messenger RNA, 810 nt
Organism: Pocillopora meandrina
Lineage: Eukaryota; Metazoa; Cnidaria; Anthozoa; Scleractinia; Pocilloporidae
Source: the annotation of a GenBank genome assembly
ACGCUUUGGCAGUAUACAGACGUUCACUGUUCCGCGGACCACGCGCUAUCUCAUCAAAGCCUGGGAGCUCGGGGAGGAACACAUUCAUACAAUUAUGGAUACCUUCCAGGAACAUACAAUUGUGGAAAGGGAGCGUUUAUAGAAGGCAAGUUCAGACUGAAUAAUGAAACAGUGUUAAAUAUUGUGGUGGGACAAAGAGGAGGGGAUUCGGUGGAGGUUGAAGGCGGACAAAGUACAAGCCAGACCGCAGCUCAACUUCGAAAAUCCGUGGAGGACAAUGCCGGCACUGGAGGAGGGGGAGGAAGUUUUGUUUACACUACAGAUAAUGUUCUGUUGCUGGCUGCCAGAGGAGGAGGGGGUGCGUCGGGUGGGUAUAAUGGUGUGGAUGGUCAGGCGUGAUCAAGUGGCACCAGUAGUGAGGGGAAAGAUUCGUCACAAGUUCGUAAUGGAGGUACAGAUGGGCGGCCAGGUGAAUGCAAUAGCGAGGGCGCCAGCUACCAUGGAGGAGUGGGUGCAGGUUGGUUUGGUCAAGGUUGUACCCGACUAGGCUCCUCCCAUGGGGAAAGAGGUGGAUCACGUGCUCAAGGCUGGAUCGGAGGUCAAGCCGGAAAUAUGAAUAGCGGUAAUAAUGGGGGCCCUGCACCAGGAGCAGUUGGUGGGUUUGGAGGCGGGGGAGGAGGUUCAGAAGAUAAUGGGGCAUCAGGCGGAGUUGAUGGAUACUCUGGGGGAGGCAGCGGUACUCAUAGGCACCAAGCCGGGGGUGGAGGGGGCUCGUACUGCAGUGGUGAAGACUGUUCAGGUUUGUCUGGU